This is a messenger RNA of Lates calcarifer (barramundi perch), 2601 nucleotides long. It is a transcript of the gene ppp4r2b, whose product is annotated as protein phosphatase 4, regulatory subunit 2b. Gene Ontology annotation, molecular function: protein phosphatase regulator activity. Gene Ontology annotation, biological process: protein dephosphorylation. The record is from RefSeq and is a predicted model, not a curated record. NCBI's taxonomy places the organism in Eukaryota, Metazoa, Chordata, Actinopteri, Centropomidae. Gene Ontology annotation, cellular component: protein phosphatase 4 complex; nucleus; cytoplasm.
UAUUAAAAUACUCCCUCCUCUUUGCCUGAGAGACCGUAGCUUUAGCAGCAGCAGCUAACCACCAGUCUGCUUUUUACAUCCACAGGACUAACAGAGGGCAACGACGUGAUGGAAAUUGACUCGCUUCAAGAGGCGCUGAGAGAUUUUGAUAAGAAAUCAAAGAAGGAGGCAUCUCCUCUUCUGGAACAGUUUCUAUGUCAUAUUGCCAAGACUGGAGAGACCAUGGUUCAGUGGUCUCAGUUUAAGAACUACUUCCUGUUCAAAUUGGAAAAGGUGAUGGAUGACUUCAGAGCCUCUGCACCUGAGCAAAGAGGUCCUGCAAACCCCAAUGUGGAGUCAAUUCCCUUUGAAGAUAUGAAGGAGAGAAUUCUCAAGAUUGUGAAGGGAUACAAUGGAAUCCCCUUUACAAUCCAGCGCUUGUGUGAGCUACUCACAGAACCUAAGAGGAACUACACAGGGACAGAUAAGUUCCUUCGGGGGGUGGAGAAGAAUGUAAUGGUGGUAAGCUGUGUACAUCCAACGUCCGAGAAAAAUGGAUGCAAUGCCGUCAAUAGAAUGAAUGGAGUGAUGCUUCCUGGGAACACAUCUGCUUUUACAGAGAGGAAAGUGAACGGUCCAGGAACUCCCCGGCCGCUGAAUCGACCGAAGGUGUCUCUGGCCAACUCGCUAGCAGCUAAUGGUCUGCCCGACAGCACAGACAACAAAGACCUCAGCACAGAGCAAGAAGCUGACAAAGACUCGGGUGAGGUUUCGGCAUCAGGAGGCUCCCUGGGGAGCUCGGUGAAGAACAAACAUCCAGACGCAGAAGAGGACAUGGAAGCCGAGCAGCAGGAGGUGAAGAGACUUAAGUUCAGUAAGGACGAGGAGGAAGAUGAAGAUGACGAGGAUGAAGAGGAAGAGCAGGAGGUGGACACACUGAGGCCUUCGCAUGCCUCCUGCUUCUCAAAAGAGGCAGAAGCCAUGGUCCAAGAGGAAGAGGAAGAGGAGAAGACCACGUACAGCAAGGAGAAUGAAGCUUCCAGCAGUGCUGCUGCCACUGAAGACCAAGAACCAACAAGCAGCACACAGGCUGAGGUGUGUGCGGGCUCAGGUCAGGAGGCAGAGCAAGCUGAGAGGGAGGUGCCAUGCGGCUCCCAGGAUGAGGGCAGUGACAUGGAUCAGACAGAGCAACAAGCGCCUGCAGGUGUCCUUGAGAGCCCGGAGACCAGCAGGGACAGUGAGGAGAGCAACAGUGACCCAGUCAGCAGCAGCAGUAGCAGCAGUGGUAGCAGCUGUAGCAUAGAGGAUAGUAACGAAGCGGCCAGGGAAGACGUAGCUCUCGCCCCUUCCAGCAGUACGACUGAACCUCCUACAGAGGGCGCCAUGGAAAGUGCCAUCUUGAACACUGGGACCACUGAGGAGCCUAUGGAGCAGGACUAGACUGAAGGCCCCCCUGCAGCCAUGUGUGACCAUAAACCAGCUUGUCCUUGAAUCCAGCUUGACUGUCACUGGGAAUGAGGAUAACUGCACCUCGUACACAAGACGAACGCCUCGUCCCACUUUUGGACACUCCUCCAAAAUGGCUACCUGGCAUUGAUGUGGGCAUACAAAUAAAUUUUCAUUUGAAGUUUUUUUUCUUAAUAACUGGAAUAUUUUAUUGAUCUUGUUAUCCUGUAUUUUUAAGUUUCCCUCAAUAGGGGUUGGUUUCUGCAGCCUUGAGUUGGUUAGCAGGAUUUUUUUUUCUUCUUCUUUUGUUAUGCGCUCUCUGGGGUUGUUUGGGUGCUGUGGUGGUCUGGUUCUUUUUUUAUGCCACCCUCUCCAACCAUUUGGACAGUGUGACAGGAUCGGUGGUCUAGGUUUUGUACCCUUUAAGCCCAGUGUACCACACUACCAGGGUCAGAACAGAGCCAUACCAGCCCCUCAUUAUUUAUGAAAUUGUUCAGAUAUGAGCUAUCACCACCAUUUCUGUUCCUGACUGAAGCUAAAAAUAUUCUAGAGUCAAGCAGUGACCUGAACCUGACACCCCACCACCAUGUUGUUACUCCACCAGGCUGUUGAUUGACAUAUAUUGUUUUAAAUUUUACUUCUCCAUCCUUGUGAGAUGUGAGAUUUCCAUUGUGUCCUUAUAUUAUUUUAACCAUAUUUUUUGCAGAGAUACACUACCAAUCCCACGGAACAAUACUAUGACAUGCUACCUUGUAGAGGCGUCCUCUGUAAAAUGAUCUAUUUUGGAUGCAUAAAACCACCAUAUUUAUAUGAUCAUUUCAAUUCAAUGAGUUAUUUUGGAGUAUGUUUUUGUUUUGUCUGCCAGUUGUAGUUUCCAAAACCAGCUGUAAGUACAAAGAUGACCUCCGCUUUCUUUGUAUCGUGAUGUCACCAUGUUGUUUCACCGACCGAUGUCCAGAGCAGUUUCUGGUUCCAGUUCUACACCUGUUUCUGCAGCUGUACUUUUUGAUAUUUAGAAUUUUAAAUUUCUGUAAAGUAGAUUUUUGUAGAUUGUAAUACAGUAUGUGUUCACUGCCUUUGUGAAACCAUAUAUAAUUGUAUAAUUUCUGUGUAUACUCUGAAUGCUUUUGCUUUCAAUGCGGUAUUCAGAAUCAGCAAUAAAUGUUAACAUUUUUA